This is a messenger RNA of Bombus pyrosoma, 2015 nucleotides long. RefSeq lists its product as uncharacterized. Lineage: Eukaryota; Metazoa; Arthropoda; Insecta; Hymenoptera; Apidae. Bases 876 to 1706 code for a protein of 276 amino acids. The transcript is spliced from 3 exons. The record is from RefSeq and is a predicted model, not a curated record.
AUUAAGAAACACACGAUCAUGAUUAAUAGCUUAUUCCUCCGAACACAUUGCAAAGAAGUUUGAAAAGUCGUAAAACAAUGAGAAGAAUGAAUAAGACGAAAAGAAUACAACAAGCAAAGUAGAUGAUGCAAAUUAAAAAUUGUACGUCAUUGCAUCGCACAAGUAACAAAAUUAUAUGUGUGUCAUUCAGAAAAGUCAGUGCUUACAGUUUCCCAAGAGGGGUAUCUUUUCUACUAUGCAAACCCACUACUCAUCACUGAACGCGUGUUACUGAGAAAAUAUAAAAAUUUCACGGCAAUCGAAAAUUAAAAUUUUCAUAUGAAAACGCCUUGACAAAAAUAACGAAGCGUAUCAGCUUACGAUGUGCCAAUUAGUUUAUUAAUUUGAGACUACGUCCACUGGAUUUUGAUAGCAACCGCAGGCGUAAGGAAGGUAAUGUUACAACAUAUACAAUAUAUAGUUUGAAGUUGAGCUAGAAAAUAAUGUACGCAACGAUGUAUAACAGAGAUAAUUGGACUAAAUAUUGAAAAAGGUAUUUGGUAUUGCAAAUAAAGCAGACAUUCGUAUUUAUAGUAAAGAGACAUGCGAUAAAAGAAUAAAUACAUAGUACAGUUUUUAUAAAUAGUGAAUUCUCUCUAGUAAUCGAACCAGAAUAAUUAGAGAGUACAUAAUUGCACAAAUAGGUUGGCAAACAUGGGAGCAGGCAGGUAUCAGGCUUAGCGAACUUACAUGAUGGCCUGGCGCGUGUUGACAGAACUGCAGGUGACACGUGGAGGCGGCAGCGUGGAGGAGGUUACAUUGUUAGUGCAGAAAAAUUACAAACGCUGGAUCAUCAACAAGAAUCUGCUGGCAAUCAAUCGCAGAUCGCACGAACAAUGCUACAAAUACAAGAUCGUUUGAGCAUAGAUCGCAACGAAACGGAAACCACAGAAUUAAUAGAAAAGAUGGUGCUUGGUUUACGUAAUCUGCAAAUCGGAGAUUCCACUUCCGUGCCCUACCACAUAUCCAAAUUAGAAAAACAGGUAAAACACGUUGUACGCAACAUCGAAAAUGUUUCGCACGCAGCAGAGCCGACCAAUUUUGCGGAAAUGCGCACGACUCAGGGUCAGGGUGAUGUGCAUCAAAUAGUGCACGACGCUGUUAUCGAAACCACAACAGAUCCAACGUGCACUCGUCUGGAGAAGGAACUUGAAAACUCGAACGAAGCGACCAGGGUAUCUAUCAAUUUACUUUACCAAAUGAUCGAGGAACUUGAAACGAAAAUGGAAGAAUCCGAGCAAAGGAAAGAAGAUGUAUCGGAAACUGUUAACAAAGAAAAGAUCGAGGUUUGGGAGGAAAGGGAAGAACAGUUUAUAAGAAGCAUCGAAAGUAUCGAUGAUCCUGAUCAGAAUAACAUCGAUUUUAUACCCGAGAACGACGUUAGGGGCAACGUAUGUGAUUUUGCGUACGAAGAAAUUACAUCUUCGUUCGUCGCAUCUUCAACGCCUUUCACGAAGAAUGCCUCAUUGGAGGACGUAACAAUCGAGGAAAUUGCGUCCUCGGCCCUAUCUGAUCAGGAGGAAGGUCGUUCGUUGGAGGAUGAAACGUGCAGUAAAACGAAGAAAAUGACUCACAAUGAAACACAAUCGGAAGAACAGAAGAGAAAGGGUAUUUUAAGUAGAACGCGGAAAUUAUUGCGAACCAUUUUUGGCCGUCGGAAGAAAUGAGUCAAACGUCGGCUCGGCGUUCAAAUUCUUUCCUCGACGGAGUUAUGGAACGAUCGGAUGUACAACAUCUAAAUAUCCACUUGUAAACCUAGUUUUUAAGAGAGAAAUGCGCUGGUUGUUCGCGUCGAGUUGAUAAAAAUAACUCCCUAGUUUAGCCAUCAGCUGGUCACGCGUCCGGUGUAGUCUACGUACGCCAAGCUCUUACGAAGUUAUACGAGACGUGAAAUAAAUUCCACGCGUUCCUAGGAACACCGUGCAGGAAAAUAUGUAUCUUAAAAAUUUUAUACAAUACAGUAACUUUUUUGGUAA